CGGCGGUGAAAGGUGAGGGGAGCUUGAAGAGCGGUCAGAUCAGAAGUAGCCGUGGCCGUCACCCACUGGUUAUGGGAACGAGUGUUUCCGCUGAAAUGUGCUGUGCAGCACUACGCCUGGGGGAAGGUUGGACCGGAGAGUGAGGUGGCAAAACUAAUUUCAAGUAAUGAUCCCUCGAUAGUCAUUGAACAAGAGAAACCCUAUGCUGAGUUAUGGAUGGGAGCCCAUCCCAAAGGGGAUGCAAUCAUUUGCGACAACCGAAUUUCCCAGAGGACUCUUGGGCAGUGGAUUUCGGAGCAUCCUGAAUGUCUGGGGUCAAAGGUGAAGGGUGUUUUCCAGGGACAGCUGCCUUUCUUGUUCAAGGUGCUUUCGGUCAACAUCUCGUUAUCUAUUCAAGCUCAUCCAAACAAAGAACUAGCUGUGCAACUCCAUGCUCAGUUUCCAGAUAGAUAUCCUGAUAAAAAUCACAAACCAGAAAUGGCCAUUGCACUGACUCCAUUUGAAGGACUCUGUGGAUUCAGACCAGUGGAAGAAAUUAUUGGAUUUUUGAAGAAUGUCCCAGAAUUUCAUGCAGUGAUUGGCAAUGAAGCUGCAGAAAUGCUUGAAAAUAGCCCAGGUGACCCACGCCAGAUAUCUGAUGCUUUGAAGAAAUGCUUUACUAGAAUGAUGAACUGUGAAAAGAAGACAUUUGUUGAUCAGCUGAACAUGCUGGUGAAGAGAGUGUUGGAAGAAGCUGCUGCAGGCAAGGACACAGCAGGAAGUAACGGCGAGCUGUUGCUGCGAUUACACUCCCAGUUUCCGGGUGACGUUGGAUGUUUCGUCAUUUACUUUCUGAAUCUGGUGAAGCUGCAACCUGGGGAAGCCAUGUUUCUGGGAGCUAAUGAACCCCAUGCUUAUCUUUAUGGAGAUUGCAUAGAAUGUAUGGCAUGUUCUGAUAAUACUGUGCGAGCUGGCCUCACUCCAAAGUUCAUUGACGUUCACACCCUUUGUGACAUGCUCAAUUACACACCUGCACCAGCAAGUGAAAAGAUCUUCCCCUUUAUUCGGGAUCCCUGUGAUUCAAGUGUUUUCAUGUACGAUCCUCCAGUGCCUGAUUUCACAGUAAUAAAAAUAGAGGUUCCAAGUUCAGUGAAACAGUACACGAUAUCUUCCAUUGAUUCUGCAAGUAUCCUGCUCGUGAUCAGUGGUGAGGCCUCGGCCACUGCUAACCCUUCUCAGAUCAACGUACGACGAGGAUCUGUGCUGUUCAUUGCAGCCAAUGAGAAUGUUGACCUGUGUAUCAACUCAACGGACGGAAUGCUACUCUUCAGAGCUUGCUGUGUGCUGUAACAUCUCAACUUUCACUCACUAUCUUUAGGAUUUUAAAGAAAUUAUAUAUAGUGGCACUGUAGGCUGAUGGAUAGAAUGUUAAUGCCCAUGUGAAAAGUUAGCUUUUUGCCAGUUUUUGCAAGAUUCAAAACUACCCUCUUUUAAUUGAUGGUUAUCCAUUUUUCUGUGAGGAAAUCAAUUUGAUCCCUUUCUCCAUUACUAAUUCUGUUUGCCUCAUUUCAGUUUUAUGUGCAUUAGCUUGUUAUCGCAAUAGUAACAAAUUUGUUUUAGUUCUAAACUAUUUAGUUCUCACUCCACAGAUCCAAGAACUUUCUGCAUUCUCAAUCUACAGCCUCGCUUUUACAUGAUGCUUUCUCACAAUACGCACUAGGUUCAUAUAAUUUGCUGAUGAGCUUCAGUGCCCAACCUCUGGGUAGUGGAAAAACAAGUUUGAAAACUGUUGAAUGAACUUUGCGGCUUUGAGUUCUGGAGCCAAGGUCAUUGCAUUAUUGUUGGGCCACACUGGAAAUGUGCUUUUGAACAAGCUCUGCAUUUAGCAAGUUGUCCACGUACUGAUAUAUCACUGGCACAGACCAAACAGUAGGACAUUGCCUGGCUCCUUCCUUUCCACAAAGCGCAGGACGUGUCCCUUCAGGCUAAUUAGUGCAGAAUGAAGAGUGCUGUUGAUAUCAAAGUAGUAUCUGACCAAGCAUGGCUCCAAUAAAAUAGAAACCAGGCUGUGUGGGUGGGAAUAGGUGAGUCUCAUCUAGCACAAAUGGAGAUGGCUGUGGUUGGUCAACCAGCAGAGAGAAAGGAAAUUACUUGUCAAUAAUGCCCACAUCGUGUGAAUGAAUUUUAAAAACACAGUCAAACCAGUAUUUAUAGUUUUGCAGCUUGCUGACAGCAUUGGAGCUAUCCUUUGGGUGAUUGUCACGGACGUGUAUCUAAUUGGAAGGCAUUGAAGGCAAACUGUCUUGCGCUACAUUUCCUAAUAGUAUUUACAUAGUGAACGUUUACCUCAGAUCUGAAACAUCCUGUAAUAUGCAGCUUCUUGGCACCAUCUGAAAACAAGAUGAGGGAGGGAACAAUGUUUUAACAAAGAUGUAUAUAGCUGGAGUAGAAGGGAAGUGUAAAAUAUUCAUAUCGUCUGUCUUCCACUGACAUUUCUAUUUAAAGGCUGGCUUAGUUUAGUAUUCUAGUCUUGUAUUGAGUGAGUUGAUGCUACUACAUUGGUAGUAACAGAUGUGAAAUAACGCAAAGAAAUCUGAGAGCUUUAUGAAAUGUUACAUAAAAAGAAAUUGCCGGGGAUGCUCAGCAGGUCGGGAAGUAUCUGUGGAAGGAGAAGCAGGUCAAUGAUUUUUCAUCAGAACCUUCAGUGGAAGUGGGAGCUCUGGUGCUUUUGUGUGAAGUGGAGAGAAGCUGCUGGAUGAGCAUACCAGGAGCAGAAUCAGGCCAUUCGGUCCAUCCACUCUCCUCCACCAUUCAAUCAUGGCUAAUUUUUUUUUCUCUCAACCCCAUUCUUCUGCCCGUAACCUUUGACGCCCUCACUAAUCAAGAACCUAUCAACCUCCGCUUUAAGUGUACCCAAUGACUUGGCCUCCACAACCAUCUGUGGCAAUGUAUUCCACAGAUUCACCACCCUCUGGCUAAAGACAUUCCUCCUCAUCUCUGUUCUAAAGGGACAUCCUUCUAUUCUGAGGCUGUGUCCUCUGGUCCUAGACUCUCCCACUACUGGAAGCAUCCUCUCCACGUCCACUCUAUCCAGGCCUUUCAAUAUUCGGUAGGUUUACCUCAUCCUAUUAAACUCCAGAGAGUACAGGCCCAGAGACAUUAAACACUCCUCAUACGUUAAUGUGAUAUGCCAUGUGCGGGAAGGGACUGACAUCAGUUCUGGACUGACCAUAGGUGUGUUAAUUGUGUCAGAAUUUUUUUUUGCUACUUAACCUUUGUUUUUAUUUAAGUUAAUUUAUGAUCAUUGUAGUUUGUCUGGGUUAUGUUGGUAUGGAAUGAUGUGUACUGUAUUAAAAGUAUGGUCAAUUAGUUUUCUGCGUUCCUAGCUAGAGGCUUGAGUUCUUGCACAGGUUAACGUAAAAUAUGCAAAGACUUUUUCAUAUCAAGACUGUGAGAAGGAAAAUGUACAUUAAGAGGAAUUGUUAAUUCAAUUAAUGUGUACUGGGGGGAAAAAAGGCUGGAAAUCUUAAACAGAAAAUGUUUGGAUGCACAGCAAAGCCAUUGGCAUCUGGAAAAGUCAAGAUGGGUUUGAGCAAAACUGCAUCUGCUUCACUUGUUUCCUAAAAACAUUAUGACUUUCAUGUAAGGACAAAUCUGUUGAAAGCUCCAGGCUUAUUUUACCCUAAACUUUUUCACUGUUAAAUGCACUGGUGCAUUUAAUUGGAAAAAAAAUGGCAAACUUGAGAAGUCCCUCAGAUAACUUUUGACCCAAUGAACUUUGCCUUUUUUUUCCAUGAAACCUUACACCCCUCAAUAAAUAAGUGGGUCAGGAAGCUUACCAUGCAUGCAGUGGGUAAUCUAUCAAAGUCAGAGAAGAAGGACUUUCAUGCCAUCUGCUUGCUGCACCACAACAUAAUGCCAUUUGGUCCAUUGUGUACAUAUCAGCUCCCAUUCCCCUUUUCAUUUCCCUGCGGCACUGCAAUUUAUUCUCACCUGUCCAGCUUGGGGAUGUGAGAGGAAACCAGGGCAAAUGGUGGAAGCAGUGGUCAGGGGCUGAAUGUAAAAAACACACACACAGCAACUGAGGUCAGCAUUAAACCUGGUGUGCUGGAGCUUUGAGGCAGUGGCACUAACCAAGAGGCAGAUGCCACCUCCUGAUGUGGCAGGCACGGUAGUGUAGUGGUUAGCGUAACGCUAUUACAGCGCCAGUGACCCAGGUUCAAUUCCGGCUGCUGUCCGUAAGGAGUUUGUACGUUCUCCCUGUGUCUGCGUGGGUUUCCUCUGGGUGAUCCGGUUCCCUCCCACAUUCCGAAGAGGUACAGGUUAGGAAGUGGGCAUGCUAAGUUGGCCCGGAAGUGUGGUGGCACUUACGGGCUGCCCCCAGAACACUAUGCAAAAGAUGCAUUUCACUGUGUUUCAAUGUACAUGUGACUAAUAAAGAAAUUUUAUCUUA
This is a messenger RNA of Pristis pectinata (smalltooth sawfish), 4432 nucleotides long. RefSeq names its product mannose phosphate isomerase (gene mpi). The transcript is spliced from 8 exons. Gene Ontology annotation, biological process: GDP-mannose biosynthetic process; carbohydrate metabolic process. The record is from RefSeq and is a predicted model, not a curated record. Lineage: Eukaryota; Metazoa; Chordata; Chondrichthyes; Rhinopristiformes; Pristidae. Gene Ontology annotation, cellular component: cytosol. The coding region runs from base 217 to 1329 and encodes 370 amino acids. Gene Ontology annotation, molecular function: mannose-6-phosphate isomerase activity; zinc ion binding.